This is a messenger RNA of Jatropha curcas, 3916 nucleotides long. The record is from RefSeq and is a predicted model, not a curated record. NCBI's taxonomy places the organism in Eukaryota, Viridiplantae, Streptophyta, Magnoliopsida, Malpighiales, Euphorbiaceae.
GCUUAUAGUCUCACUCUCUCUAAAAAGUCUCUUCUUGGUUUUAGUGUUACAAAUCUUUGUUCAUUCUGCUGCUUUUGAGGAGGGUUUUGGCUACUCUCUCUCUCUUCUUCUUCUUUAUCAAGAUGGAAAACCAAGAUCACAGAAAGAACGAUACACAAGGGCAUGAGAGCCAUGGGGUACAUGUUUGUCACAAAUGUGGGUGGCCGUUUCCAAAUCCGCAUCCAAGUGCAAGACACAGGCGUGCUCACAAGAAGAUCUGUGGAACCAUUGAAGGAUAUAAGCUUGUUGAUUCAGAGGGUUCUGCCCAUUCAAUUGUUUCUGAUGAUGAGCACUUAUCUGAUGAAGAUCACAAAACCCCUGGUUCGAGAAUUGUGGAGAGAGGUAACGAUGAGAAAGGUAGUAUUGAAAUUGGUGAGAGAUCAGCUAGAUCAGAAGACGAGGUAUUUUCAGAUGCAGUUGCAGAAUUUUCAGAUAGUGGAUCUGGGAAGGGGAUCGAAGAGUCUCCAGAGGAUGUUAAGAAGCCAGUGAAGUAUCUGGAAACUGUUGCAGAUAAUGAUAAAAGGACCACUUUAUCAUAUGAGGAUGGUGCAAUUACUGCUACCAUUCCAUCUCUAAGCAAUUCAGGUGACAGCAGCCAAUUGCAAAAUUCUGAACAAGGAAGUUAUCUGUCUGGAAGUGCACAAGAGUCCCAAGACCAUGUCUCAAGUGCUACCGCCGACUUCAGAGAAAGAGCUUUAACCGAUUUUAGAACUGAAGGAUCUGUUUACAAGCCCAGUGAUGAUGAAGGGGGUUCUACAUAUGACAAAAACCCCGUUCAACUUGAGGCCCAGUCAGAUGCAUCACAGGGGAACAAUGAGAAAACUGCUAAUAGUGGGGACUUGACAGAGGCUGAUACAAAAGGAAAUGGAGAAACUCAGACUAACAAGAAAAAUGAUGGUGAUUACUUGGCUGAGAUUAGAACAAGUGAAAAUGAAGAAACCGAGUUGGAUAGACCCCUUCUAAAUGUUAAGGACUCAGCCAGUGAUAAUGUUAGUGAGGCAUCUGAGACAUUGCCUAAGUCAGGGGAAACAGAUAUCACCUCAGAUCCUGCAAUAGCUGCUGGAGUUGGUCAAUUGAAGGAAUCACCUAAAGAUGAGUUAGACUCUGAGAUAAAUUUAAGUGUCCUCUCUCCUGAACUGGAAUCUGUUGAACAUUUAAAUACUUCUACUGGUACUGUUGAGAUCAACAAGGGAGAUGCUUUGGUAAUGGCCUCUGCCAGUUCUGGCAAGUCAAUGGAGAGUUAUGAAGGAAAGAGAGAAGGAAAUGACAAUUUUCAUGUGUUUUCGGUUCCUGAAGAUAUACCUGUAGCGGAGAAUGCUGACAGCAUAAUUAGAGGUUAUAAAGAUAAUAAAGGAGGAAAAUUGCCUCAAUUAGUUGGUACUGACUUGUUUAUUAAUGAUAGAACAAUUUGCUCAUUGAACGAAGGCACAGAGGUCUCUGCUUCAGAUAUGCAUGGUUUGAAAGAUAUCCUUGAAGAGAAAAGUGGAAGCAAUGAGCCUAUUAUUGAAAAUUUUUCUGAUGACGCAGAAGCUGGCAUGCAUCAGAUUGAAGUCACUAUUAAUCAAAUCCAAAUGACAGAAGAAUUUGGUGCCCCUAAAGAUGUUGCAACUGAGGUUGACAAAAGCCGUACUGCUCAAUUCCCUGAAGAAAAAAAGCUACCUGAUGAUCAUUGUAAAUCACAGACAAUUUCUGCAGAACACGUGACGGAGGCCUUAUUUGAUAUGAAUACAGCAGCUGGACCAGUUGAUGCUGAAGUCAGGCAGACAACCAAUUUAGUUUGUCUUGGUGGUCCUGGUGAUUAUGACAAGGGUGGGAUCAAAAGAUGUGAUAUAGCUGAAAACAAGGAGGACAAAAGAAUUACAGAGAAGAGUUAUAUAGAAAAUAUAGUAGUAACUUCAGAACCCCCUAAUGUUCUCUCUGAACUUGAUAGACGUACCAACUCAAUUGGAGGUGAUGCUGCUGAUCACGAUGAAGCUAAAGUUGAAAGCUACUAUUUGCCUAAAAUUGAUACUGGGGAAGAUAAUUCUAAAUUACGAUCUCUGGAGGGAAAUCUUUCAGUGACGACAAAAAAUGUGCCUGAAUCUGCUAGAGAUCUUCUGGAAUCUAAUGUUGCUGCAGAGAAUGUAUCAGAACAUGAAUGCGUACACUUGAGUGGAGUGUCUGAUAAUCAAGAAGAUAGAAAGGAGCUUCAAAGCAAUGACAACAUAAAUGGAGAGGUACAAGUGGAGGGUAUUGAUAGAGUUACUGCAGCUGUUGAAUCAAUUAAUGCUGGAGAAAAUGACACAUUACAGAAGUCUUCAAAUGAUGUUGGAGAUUUUGAGGUGUUACCAAAGCCUUCAGAUAAAAUUGAUGAUUCUGGGGUAUUUCAGAAAUCUUCAGAAGAAGACAUGAAGAAAGAGCCUCAGCUUUCUCCUUUAGAUGCUUCAUCAUCUAUUCAAAAUUGUGCCACUGUUGGAGAUAAUCUUGCUAGUGACUUUGUUGUGGGUGUGUCUGAGAAUCGAUCCAAGUUUUCUCCUGAUGAAUGUGAAAAUAAAUUUGUUGCACUACAGCUUGGUACAUCUGCAGCUGACUUUUCUGAUAAUCAGGAAGAUAUAAAGGAGUUUCAAAGCAAUGACAAUAGAAAUGGAGAGGUGCAAGUGGAGGGUAUUGAUAGAGUUAGUUCAGCUGUUGAAUCAAUUAAUGCUGAAGAAAAUGACACAUUACGGAAGUGUUCAAAUAAUGUUGGAGAUUUUGAGGUGUUACUAAAGCCUUCAGAUAAAAUUGACGAUUCUGGGGUAUUUCACAAAUCUUCAGAAGAAGACAUGAAGAAAGAGCCUCAACUUUCUCCUUUGGAUGCUUCAUCUUCUAUUCAAAAUUGUUCCACUGUUGGAUAUAAUCUUGCUAGAGACAUUGUUGGGGGUCCAUCCCAGAAUCGAUCUGAGUCUUCUCUUGAUGAACGUGAAAAUAAAUUUGUUGCACAACAGCUCGGUGCAUCUGCAGCUGACUUUUCUGUUGAUUCAGGGAGCCAAACAGAUAGCUUGGAAGGUCACUGGGGCUCUGUAUCGGUGCUUUCUACGCAGUCAGAUAUGCCUGCCACUGUCAAUGCUGAGCCUUUGGCAUCAAAUGGUUCAAAACCAACAGUAGAAGCAGAGGAAGCUGACUUGAAGAAGCCAAAAGCUUUACCAGAGAGACAGCAUUCUGACAAAUCAGAUAUCUUUGAGCCUCCAUCUUUCAUGACAUUGGUAGAACCUAAAGGAGACAAAGCCACAGAUUCUGAUAUCCAGACAGCACAGAAUAUGCAACAGCCAAAAACUGCAUCUCUGCAAGCGGGUUGGUUUCCAUCUCUUACUCAUGUUGUAAAUGAGUCACAAGGACGAAAGAAGAAUGAAGAAAUAAUCCAAAAGGUCACAAACUGGAGCACCGGGAAACAACACACGCCAUUGAAGAACCUUUUAGGUGAGGCGAUCACUGAAACCAAAUCCAAAUCAUCAAAUGCCAAGGAACCCCCACUCCUGGUAGUUCAAAAAGAUGAAAGUGGUACAAAGGGUAACAGCGCUUCAGCCACAACGGUGAACCCAAUUCUGGGCUCUGAAAUGCCGGUAGCAGAGCCCGUUAAGAAAGAAGCAGGAAAAGAAUGGAAUUCUCCAGCAAGGUAUCCUGCGGACAUCAAGAGAGAGAAGAGGAAAGUCAAAGGAAGACCAUACUGGGCACAAUUUAUAUGCUGUUCUUCUCUAAACUAGGACAUUGAACAAGUAUAAUGUAGAGAUAAGAUACAUUUUAGUGAAGAUUACGUUACUAAGUUAAGCUCACUGUUGCAAAUUUAGUAGAUAUAUCGGUUAUAGUUUUGAAUCUUAUAUGGACAAGAAUAUUCAAGUCCAAAAGUAUCAGUUAUAACUCU